AUGAAGGUCUCUGUUGCCGUGUCGGCCCUCGUGGCCGUCGCAGCAGCCAAGCAGCCCUUCGCGCCGUGCAACGAUGCCUGCAAGACCUCCCACGCCAUGCGCGGCCCAACCUUGCAGACCGGAGGGCCCAGCUCCAGCUCCACGACGAAGACGGGGACGGGGACGGGGACAAGCUCGACGCUUCUCAGCAGUGCCCCGGACCAGGACCAGGACCAGGAGCUGCUCACGGUCCUGGACUUGGGCCCCGGAACAGCCUUCCCGCCAGACCUCCCCUUGCCGCUUUGCACGGAGACGGGAGCGCUCCCCGGAGCGAGACACCCGGUCAUGACGACGCCCACGCCCACGGCAACCCCUUACGACAAUGACCGAAGCACUUACGGGCUGCAACUGGCACCGCCGUCAUCAUCGCCCGACGAGACGCCGACCUACGACACCCAGACCGACGUAUACUGGCACGAUUGCGGGACCUGCGCCUUCUACUGGACAACGUCCCUCUCCGAAUAUGUGCCUGCGGUUACGGUGACCAACACCACUGACUACACUUAUACCAUCACCCAAGUGAGCUGUCGGCCUAGCAGUCCCCAGUAUACCGCGUCGAAAAGGCGCAAGCCGUCCGACGAGGAUUUUUGA
Metarhizium album ARSEF 1941 is the source of this 630-nucleotide messenger RNA. RefSeq lists its product as uncharacterized. The coding region runs from base 1 to 630 and encodes 209 amino acids. The record is from RefSeq and is a predicted model, not a curated record. NCBI's taxonomy places the organism in Eukaryota, Fungi, Ascomycota, Sordariomycetes, Hypocreales, Clavicipitaceae. The transcript has a single exon.